AUGUUCUGCCUUAGGUUCACGAUGUCUGACAGAAAGGCUGUAAUCAAGAAUGCGGACAUGUCCGAGGACAUGCAGCAGGACGCCGUGGACUGUGCUACACAGGCGAUGGAGAAGUACAACAUAGAAAAGGACAUUGCAGCAUAUAUAAAGAAGGAAUUUGACAAGAAAUACAACCCAACCUGGCACUGCAUUGUUGGCAGAAACUUUGGCAGCUAUGUAACACACGAAACAAAGCAUUUCAUCUAUUUUUACUUGGGUCAGGUUGCAAUUCUUCUCUUCAAGUCUGGAUAGGUAGUAGGAGCAAGUGAAAUUUGGACUGUAAUGCACUGAUGGCUGAAGCCACGACUCCCUUUAACAUGGCUAUGCCGCUGCAUGGACUGUAUACUAUAUUUAAUGUGUAUAUGUUGCAGUAAAAAUCUACUUCUGUUUAGUUGCCUGGGAAGAAGGCGGCAUUUUUUGUUACUGCUUUUUUUUGGUUGUAUUGCACUAGGAAACCUGUAAAUGCUUAAACAAUGGCCUUUACGUGGGAAGAAAUAAAACUAUUCCACAACAGCUCCCUCGGUAGUAACUCCUUCUUUGAGGCUGGGAAGAGUUCUUUGGGCAGGCCAAAAGACCCUGACUUCCUUACUGAGUUUUAUUAGACUGUUAAUCUUGUAACGAGGAGCAAAGCCAGUGUGAGCCUCUGUACCCACCCCGCAGACUGUUGAGAGCUGGCUCUCCCAGUAGCCUCAGUGCAGGUACUUAGACCUUCCCUGAAAGCUGGUGGGGUGGCUCUUGAUUCCAUGGCUUUCACACACAAGUUGAACUCCACCUUGGACUGUGAUAAACAGACUUGCAGCUGGCACCCUCGGUGUUCUCUUUUAGUGCCCAUCGUGUGUUUUUUGGCUCCGCUGAUACAUUAACCUAGACUUGCAAGUAACUCAGCCUGGUCUAGAAGACUUCAACAAACAUCCCUCUGAGCUGCUGCUUGCUGCAGAAAGCAGCAUCCUGUGGCUGAAGUCUUUAGACCUUGAUGCUGAGAUCUAAAGCCACGUGGCCAGUCCCUGAAAUGGAGUAGGAUAUCAAAUUGGUGACUGCUGACAGCAGCUCUAUUUGGCAUGUUCUUAGCCAGUUGUCUCAACACUGCCUUAACUUGAUGCUCUCCUUAAAGCAAGCUAGUCAUGUGGAAGACUUGUAAGUGGCCACUGUCUCCUUUUUUUUGUUUUCUGUAGCUGAUAAGCUAUUUCUGGAGGACUGUCCUCCAUGUUCUGAUAUCUGCUUUUGUUCUUAAAGCACAGUACCAAGAAGUUAAAUUUACAUGUGAUGUUUGUGUGAAGGAAAUCCAUGUGACAUCUGCUUUGAAGGCAGACAAAUGUCUUGGUCUCCAAUUUGUCUUAGUAUGUGCUGACUCUUGGAUUACACUGCAGGAAGUUCUUUUUAUCUGGGUGUGGAGAAAUGCUGUGUGAUGGCAAGUAAAUACCUGGUGCUUGCCAUAAGGUCUAUUUGUUGGUUUGCUAACUAAUGCAUAGACAAUAUCACUGGGGCUGAUGAGCUUAACUGGUGUCUCUGAGAUGAAUUUGGUGUUGGUGAUAAAUCACUGCUGGGGGGAAAGGGCCGAGUGAAGGGAGCUCUUCAUUGGGAAAUGACUUAAUGACCCAGGUUGACUACUUCCUGAAGUAAAAGUCCUUCUUGUCUCUGUGCAAAAUCCAAAGUAUGCCUAAUUUUGUAAUAUUGAUAGAACAAUAUUGUAAUUAGAAAGAAUGUAGCUGUCAUAACUUCAUGUUGAUGGAAAUGUCUGCACUGGGGUAAUGUGCCUUGGACUGUCUGGGGCACUUUUGUGGUCUUGUCUGUUCAGAACUCCGCUCUGGAUCUGAAAGGAGAAUGUUUUGGGUUUGUGUUUUUCCAAGCAUGAGUCUAAUGUGAACCUGUUCACGGUCUCUUGUGGAGCAAGAUCUGUUCCCUUCAUAACUGCAAUGGCUCAAAUACCAUUUAUUUUUUUCAAACAUUAAAGGUGAAUUGACACAUUUAAA
Molecule: messenger RNA, 2009 nt
Organism: Pterocles gutturalis (yellow-throated sandgrouse)
Lineage: Eukaryota; Metazoa; Chordata; Aves; Pterocliformes; Pteroclidae
Product: dynein light chain 2, cytoplasmic
Exons: 2
Coding region: 1-291 (96 amino acids)
Biological process (GO): cilium assembly; microtubule-based process
Cellular component (GO): cytoplasmic dynein complex
Molecular function (GO): dynein intermediate chain binding; dynein light intermediate chain binding
Source: RefSeq, a predicted model, not a curated record